UUUCAUAUAAACAAAAUUUAGGAACUAUUAAAUAUGUUACUUGAAAUUAGGAUUCCUUAAAAUAAGAUUAAAUUUUCUUAUUUUAUACAUAUAUAAAUCUUUUUUAAAUUAUACAGAUUAAAAUUUAUGAUUUAAAUACACCCCGAAGGUGCUUUGGAAUAAAGUCACAAAUCAGAGAAAACUUAUAUCAAGUUACCGAAAUACUUAAAAUCAUUGUAAACUAUUUUCUAAAUGCGAGUGAAUUACAAACUGUAAUACUUGUCAACAAAAUUAUUUCAUGAUGAAUAACACGAAAAAGAUUAAUGUAAAUUUUUCAUCCCUCGUGGGUUUAAAAGCGGAACUUUUAAAAAAGCAGCAUGAAGUAAAUGAAGCAAAAUUGAAAUCAGAAAUAGAUCACACAGUAUCGAAGUUACAAAAGAAAAAAUCCAAGAAAAUUGAAAAGGAGUCUAGAAAGGAAAAUUCAAAAAUGCCAGAGUACAUUGAGGAUGUUGGUACUCAUAAAAAAUCAAAAUUAAUGUUGGAAGCAAAAGCAAGAUUAUAUGACCGAUUAAAAAAAUCUAGAACUACUAAUGAGAAUUUCCUUGUUGAUUUUACAAACAAAUCAGAUGAAUCUGAGGAAGAAUCAUUGUCAAAAGAUGAAACUGACCCAAUAUUAGAAAAUGAGGAUGACUGGGUAGAAUACGAGGAUUGUUUUGGACGUACAAGAAAAUGUUUACGCGAAGAUUUGUCCUUGAUGCAGGAAAAGGAUCAAUUGAUCAAACAACAAAUUAUAACCAAAAAAGGAAUUGAUCCAAAAACCAAUGAUAUUAUUGACCAAAACUAUGUUGAGGGAGAGAAAGAACCUGAAAUAGAAAUUAUGAGAAGAAAGUGGGAGGAACAAACACAGAAAUUAGCAGAUAAAGUAAACAUACACUACCAAGAUAUUUUAUUUGAUGAAGCUAGAACUCAUGGUGUUGGUUACUAUGCAUUUUCACAAGAUGAGGAAGAAAGAAUCAAACAACAGGAGAAUUUGUUCAAUUUAAGAAAAGAGACAGAGAAGAAACAGAGGGAGAUAAAAGAAUUGAAAGAAUUGAGGGAGAAAAUGGAACAUAACAGAUUGAAAGCGGCUAAAAUUAGACAACGUAUUAGAGCAGGAUUACCUAUAGAUGUAGUAGAAGAGGAGUUUAGAGAAAAGAAUGAUAAUGUAUCUAAUCAAAAUGAAUCAGGAAAUGUACAUAAUGCAGAAGAGAAUUUAAUCGAAAUUGAAGAAAAAGAAAAUAGUGAAAGCCAGAUUAUAGAAAGAGAUAAAGAAAUAGAAAAAGAAAAUAAAAUAAAAGCUUUAGGAGAACUUCUAGGCAAGAGAACUCAUUGGUAUGAGAUGUCUCAGGAAGAAUGGGUUCAUAAAUGUAGGAAAAUAAGAGUCACUGAAUUUGGACCAGUAUAUGAAAAUUUUAGAAGUGCUGGUUAUUUGAAUCCUCAAAAUGCAGAUACAGUUUCAAGUAUUAGUCAUAAUAAUGACAAAUCUCAUUCAUAUGAAAUGAAUGAUACAGAAAGCAGUAAUGAAAUAAAUAUAGAUUCUUAUGAUAUACCACUCCCCCCUAGCUUAAAUACAAAUGAUUACAAUACUGAGCAUAAUAAUUUGACUGAAACAAUAAAUCAGAAUAAUUUCGUUCAGUCAGUUGAUUCAAAACAAUACAACUCUAGUAAUACAGUGCAAAAUCAGAUGAAACAAAAUAGGAGCAUAGAUGAAGCAAGUAUAGCAGCUGGUCUCAAAUACUUGAGAGAAAAAUUUGAAAAAAGUCAGAACACUUAAAGCAUUUACAAACUGAUUUAUACUAUUUUACUAUACAUACUUGUAAAUAUAAUGUAUUGUAUAUACACGUGUAUCGUAUAGAAUACUAAGAGUAUUUGUGAUAAUAAAAAAUUUAUUUACAAAAAUAA
Molecule: messenger RNA, 1920 nt
Organism: Bombus pascuorum
Lineage: Eukaryota; Metazoa; Arthropoda; Insecta; Hymenoptera; Apidae
Product: coiled-coil domain-containing protein 174
Exons: 2
Coding region: 278-1792 (504 amino acids)
Cellular component (GO): nucleus
Source: RefSeq, a predicted model, not a curated record